GCCGUGGUGCUUCAGGAGAAGCUGGUCCCCGCCCGAGAGCUGCCCGCGGCUGGGGGAAGAAGAUGACUUCUGCUGAGAAACUGCCAUCAAGUCUGAACACUGAGCAAAACCAACCUCCUCAUCUGCCUCUCUGUGCAAAUCCCGGCAAUCCAGUGUUUUCCUGUAUGCUGGACCCCAAAGCACUCAUGACUGAUGGUUCUUUGACAAAGCCUCAGGUUUUACUGUUUAAAACAACUUCAGGUGAAUAUGGUGCUAUACCACCUAUCUCACAGAUGGUACCCCGUUCUUAUCAUCCAGUGGAUCACACCUUUUCAAAACACUUACUCACUUGCGGGUCAUUUCCAGACAGUUCUUUAAACACUGCCAUCGACAGAAGUAGGGUAUAUGACAACCCUAAUAUACAGCAUACUCUGUAA
Molecule: messenger RNA, 416 nt
Organism: Pterocles gutturalis (yellow-throated sandgrouse)
Lineage: Eukaryota; Metazoa; Chordata; Aves; Pterocliformes; Pteroclidae
Gene: PIERCE2
Product: chromosome unknown open reading frame, human C15orf65
Exons: 2
Coding region: 63-416 (117 amino acids)
Biological process (GO): axoneme assembly
Cellular component (GO): axonemal microtubule
Source: RefSeq, a predicted model, not a curated record